AUGAUAGCUGAUGAUCAAAGAGAAGCUGAUUUUGUUAAGACCAAAACUUGUUUUGAAUUUGCAAAUACCAGAUUAAGUACUAAAAUUGCUGAAUUAAGAGCUGAUGUGCAAUAUUUAUAAUAAUAAUUAUUAGAAUUAAAUAACAAUAUUGCAAUUAAUUAAGAUUUAGUCAAUCUUAAAACCAAAGAAAAUUCAGAUUGGCAAUAAUCUUGCAAUGAUGCUUAAAAUAGUGAUAAUGGUUUGACUGAUUACAGAAACCAAUAGAUUGUAAUUAUUGAUGAGUGCCUUUCAUUAUUAUAAGGACAUGACUCAGAAAUCGUCUAAUUCAUUUAGAAAUUUGUUUGA
Messenger RNA from Paramecium tetraurelia, 345 nucleotides. RefSeq lists its product as uncharacterized. Lineage: Eukaryota; Ciliophora; Oligohymenophorea; Peniculida; Parameciidae. The transcript has 2 exons. The record is from RefSeq and is a predicted model, not a curated record.